Messenger RNA from Toxotes jaculatrix (banded archerfish), 2876 nucleotides. It is a transcript of the gene rab4b, whose product is annotated as RAB4B, member RAS oncogene family. Gene Ontology annotation, cellular component: endosome. The transcript has 8 exons. Gene Ontology annotation, molecular function: GTPase activity; GTP binding. NCBI's taxonomy places the organism in Eukaryota, Metazoa, Chordata, Actinopteri, Toxotidae. The record is from RefSeq and is a predicted model, not a curated record. Gene Ontology annotation, biological process: regulation of endocytosis; Rab protein signal transduction. The coding region runs from base 136 to 777 and encodes 213 amino acids.
GCAAAGGAAGCUAGGAAGGGAUCAAGGAAACCUCUAGCAUCGUAGAUCAACACAUUGAAGCGGUGUGAACCGAGCGAGCACACGGCUGCCACGGUACCGAGAGUACACUGAGUCCUUCAUACAGCGAGGGUCAACAUGUCUGAGACAUACGACUUCCUGUUUAAGUUCCUGGUGAUUGGCAGUGCUGGGACGGGUAAAUCCUGCCUCCUCCACCAGUUCAUUGAGAACAAGUUUAAACAGGACUCCAACCACACCAUUGGCGUGGAGUUCGGCUCCAGAGUGGUGAACGUUGGUGGAAAGACAGUCAAACUGCAGAUCUGGGACACCGCGGGGCAGGAACGAUUCCGUUCUGUUACACGCAGCUACUACAGAGGAGCAGCUGGAGCACUCCUCGUCUAUGAUAUUACCAGCCGGGAGACAUAUAAUGCCCUUACCAACUGGCUGACAGAUGCACGGACACUGGCAAGCCCCAACAUUGUUAUUAUCUUGUGUGGCAACAAGAAAGACCUGGACGCAGACAGAGAGGUGACCUUCCUAGAGGCCUCGCGCUUCGCUCAGGAGAACGAGCUGAUGUUUCUAGAGACCAGUGCUCUGACGGGGGAGAAUGUGGAGGAGGGUUUUCUGAAGUGCGCUCGCACCAUCCUCAACAAAAUAGAUUCAGGGGAGUUGGACCCAGAGAGAAUGGGUUCAGGUAUCCAGUAUGGAGAUGCUUCAUUGAGGCAGCUGCGACAGCCAAGAGGCACCACCACACAGAAUAAGCAGCAGUGUAAUUGCUAGGGAUCGGGGCCCGACCCUCACCUCAGCCCAUAGGCCCACACAGACAGGACAUCCCCUACAGCUCCAGGUGUUUUUCGGUGUGUGGGACCCAUCUCUCUGCAGUCUCACACACCUUGGAUCACCUGGAUGAGUGGUUGUGGAGAUCACUGCAACCCCUGACCCCUGGCCUCCGGUAAGAGUCUCUACUUCUUACCUGAGGGGGUCAGCUUUGUACCUGCGUCUGGACAGGGAAACCCUUCAGUGUGAACACGCUGAGAUCAGAAAGAAGAUGAAUCCUCUUCUUCAAAAGUCAGUUUCUCAGUUACUUACCAGACAAGGACAAGUCAAGGGUUGUGUGUAUGGGCUGCCCUUCUUUUAUCUACGUGCUUUUCCGUUCUGGUUUAAGUAACAUCCACAUGCUUUCUGCAUUUGCACGUCAUUGUUUGUAACUUAUUAUUGGCAAACUGUUUUGCGCAUAUUCAUUGCUCGGGAUUCAUGAUUUGUUUGGUCAGCGCCUUUGAGUUUUAACUUUCAUGCAGGCACCUGUUGAUAUUUAGCUUUUUAUAAUCCAUGACUUCAGUUAACUGUGCUUACCACAAGUUCAGCCUGUUAUUAAUAGUGACUAAGUGACAAACAGUCUAAAUGUGACCUCUUAUAAGUAACUUGCACAGAUUUUGGGUUAGAGUUAUUGUAUAGAAAUUGAAAUCAGACGCUAUUCAAAUCUUUACAAAGGUUUCUGCAGUUGUUGUCCAUGAAUGCUUCACAUCUGAUCUGAAAGCAUCUGAUCUUGAAGCAGUUAAUCUGUGGAUUUGUGUGUGCUUCAGAUCAAGACAAGACAAGACAAGCCCAAAUAUAGUACCCAGGACUUUUAGUCCCUCUGAAAUGCGUUACAUUGAGUUUUUGGAAUUUUUGGUUUGCCUUAAAAUGCACUGUUAUGAUGUAGAGUAUUGGCCUUAGUAAUGUAAUCAGUAAUUGUGGAUCUACAGUAUAUUAUUCUAAAUCACCAUGUCUCUAAAAUGUCAAAGGGAAUGGUCCAGUCACUCCAUUCUACAUCUGCAUAGACAAGCCUGGGUCAGGUUGAAAGCACAAAAAAGAGAAAUGUUGCUCUUUUAUUUUACUCCAAAGGCCCGGAGGUCUGUACAUGUGUAUUAUCAGAUUCACGCCAUGUUCAAGUCCCCAUGUCUCUGGUCCUAUCACAGAGAAAGAUUAAGAUCAGUGUUUGCAAAACUAACAGUGUUUUUGACUCCUCCUGCUGGGCUUUUUCUCCAUGACCUUCCUCUGAUUUAUGCUGCUCUGCAUGCACAUACUGCAUAAGGGACGUCACAGGAAACCGCAGUUGGCUUUGCCUCAGUGCCAUGUUUGGGAAACUCUUCAUGCCGCCCACCCGGUUCCCUCGUAGAGGUUUGACAGUGUUUAACCAUGCAUGGCUGUGAGUGCACCCUGACAAAAGUCUGGAUUCUGUUUUUAACCUUUCAAGUAGUUUUCACUUCUGUUUGUCAAGCACAGAAGUAGCUCCGGUCUGCUCCGCUGCAGAAUGUUAGUGAGUUUGUCGAGCCAACCCAGAUGUUUUAUCCUUAGAGCAGACCCUGUGUUGCCCCAGAGAGAAACAGGGACUUUCCACUGAAACAUGGUUUCCUCUCUCUGUGUAACACUGACAGUAUGGUUUGUGGUGCUGCUGGAGGAGAAUGAGGUUGCGAGUUAGUGACCUAAAAAUCAGUUGAGUCAACGGCACUGCUUCUGUCUGAACCACUUAGGGAGCAGGUCUUACGGACCCAGCCAAGAGGAGAUCAAAACAAACUGCCUGCAAACUUUUUUUCUCAUGUCUUCUCCUCAAGUGUUAGCAUAUGUUCACCCAGACAAACCAUAUGUAGUGAGCCAGCACACUGAAGGGAGAGACAUGGUGAGCUGUGCAAACAUGAGAUGGUAUAGGAUAUCAAGAGACAGAUGGUCAAGAAAAAUGUUUUCCAUAAAAUAUUGGCAUUGUGUGAUAGUUUGUCUCCUUCUGCAAGUGCACUUUUACUUUUGAAAUUUUCAUUUUUGUUCUGUUUAUAUGCUGUAACUAUAGAAUUGUACAUUUUAUUUUACUUGAACUGUAUUCUGUAAUAAAGAUUUUAAUUGUA